AUGGGGCCUCUAGCAUGGACAGUGUUCUUGUGCAUCGUCAGCAGUACUAGAUCGGGUGACGCGAUUUUCGACGAAACUGAUUCUGCUACACCAUGUUCUGCUAGCUUCUCUGGAUAUGCUUUCGAGAUGCUCAUGGCAAAGCUAGACUACAUGCAGCACAGUGUUCUGGAACUACAGACCGAAUUGGCCAAGCAGCGGAAAGAGGCUGCGCAGAGCCAAAAUGACAGCGAGCCGCCUAUGCACCAUUGUUUCUUGGAGCUACAGACCGAAUGGGCCAAGCAGCGGGAAGAAGCUGCGCGAAGCCAAAAUAACAGCGAUAAGAGCCUGAUCGAGAUUAAGAGGGCCGUGCAGAACAAUUUCGAUUCAAUGCGUCGAUUAGAGGAUGAUGUUGGACGCAACUUUAGUCGCCUACAGGACCGAUCAUGGCAGAUCUUGACGCAAAUACUUACGAAUGUCACAACGAAGACCAAUCCUCUUUCAUCUGGACCCUAUCGCUCGUGCAGUGAUAUUUGGAAUGCACAGUCUGGGGUAUAUAUUAUCCAGGCGACCGAUGAAAGCAACCCUUUUAUGGCGUACUGUCACCGGGAUAUGAUGGGUAUAGGCAUCUGGUUGGUGAUACAGCGCCGAUUCGACGGAUCGCUGGACUUUUAUCGCAACUGGACCGAGUAUCGGAAUGGUUUUGGUGACAUUGAGAAUGAGUUCUGGAUCGGACUGGAACGACUACAUCAGCUGACAACGGGGCGACCCCAUGAACUGAUGGUUGAGCUGAGAGACUUUAAGGGGAAUUAUAAAUUUGCACUCUACACAGCAUUCGAGAUCGGCAAUGAAACCGAACAAUACAAUCUGAAAACACUUGGAACGUACCACGGAACUGCAGGCGAUUCUCUGUCAGAACACAAGAAUAUGAAAUUCACGACGUACGAUCGUGAUAAUGACAUACAUAAGCACAAUUGUGCUGAAUUUCAUAAGGGUGCCUGGUGGUACAACAACUGCUAUCACUCCAAUUUGAACGGGCCAUACAAGAAUAUAGUAGAUACUGGAUCGAUGAACUGGCACGCCUUCAGCUAUUCCUAUGAAGGACUGAGCUUUUCAAGAAUGAUGAUCCGACCAAAAUGA
Messenger RNA from Anopheles cruzii, 1116 nucleotides. RefSeq names its product fibrinogen-like protein A. The transcript has a single exon. NCBI's taxonomy places the organism in Eukaryota, Metazoa, Arthropoda, Insecta, Diptera, Culicidae. The record is from RefSeq and is a predicted model, not a curated record. Bases 1 to 1116 code for a protein of 371 amino acids.